AUGAGUUGCUGCCCCGCCACCGCUGAGCUCGCCCGCAGUCCUGCCGAUCACAUCGGCGUAAUGAAAAAGGCUGGUAGCACUAACAUUUAUGUGACGGGCCCUGCUUCUGCGAAGGCUGGCGUGAUUGCAUACCCGGAUUUCUACGGCCUGGACAGUGGCCGCACGAAGGCCGAUGCCGACACAUUAGGCAAGCUCGGCUAUGCUGUUGUGGUUGUAGACCUCUCGGACGGUGACUACAUGGUAGAUGGAAGUAUGGAUGGAUCCGAGGAAUGGAUUAAGAAGUUUACGUUUUCUGAGAACUUUGGCCCGCGCAUUCAGGAUGCUAUCCAUUACCUCAAGACUGAGGUGGGCGUCGAGCGCUUGAUCAGCUAUGGAAUGUGCUGGGGCGCAUGGGUGGGCGCCAUACAAACCACGCAGGACGAUCCGGUUGUACUAGGUCACGUGUCCUUUCACCCUUCGUGGCGUAUUGAGAACAUUCUCAAUGGUGAUGGCGCCGUCAACAAGCUGGCCGAGAGCGUCGAGGUACCUCAGCUGCUUUUGGCUGCUGGUGACGACGACGACUUUGUCAAGCCUGAUGGCAGCAUACACAAGAUUCUUAAGUCACGCAAAGACAUUGGGUCCCAGUCAGAUGUGCUGCUCUUCGCCGAUCAAAACCAUGGCUGGGUUAACCGUGGAGACCUUGACAAUGCUGCGACAAAGACAGCUGUAAUGAAGGCUUGGCACAGUGCCGUCAAGUUCAUUCAAACGAACUGCCCACUUUAA
Peronospora belbahrii is the source of this 762-nucleotide messenger RNA. The record is from the annotation of a GenBank genome assembly. NCBI's taxonomy places the organism in Eukaryota, Oomycota, Peronosporomycetes, Peronosporales, Peronosporaceae.